GUAUUGUAAAAGUCAUGCCAGUUGAACAUCUGUUUGAAUAAAAACAGCUGAUAUUGCUUAACGUGUGAUUAGCCUUUGCCAAAAUAUUUUAGUAAAUAUUUUGUUUCUUUUCUUUCUUAAUAUGAAUAAUAGACUACUAACAAAGUUUAUAGCAAUCAGUACCACAGUAUCCGGUGCCUUUCUCUUAGGUCGCUAUACAGAACGACAACAAAGUAACAAUGGAAACAAUGUACAAAAGCUUACACCAAAACCUGGUCUACCAAUUUUUGCUACUGUUUCUGCUGCCGUACCAGUACCCGCCGAUGAAGUCAACCUCACAGCAACACCGACACGCAUAUCGCAAAUUAUGAAAUUUGGCUUUCCAAGUCUGGAUCAUGUACGUUCAUAUUCAGACUUCGUGCUCUCAUAUGACCGAAAAAAUCGUGUACCACAUUGGGUGUUCGAACAUUUAACAGCAGAAUCUGUUGCUAAAAAUGAUGCAGUUGAUCGUUCUAAAUGUGACUUCAGAGCUGAUGAAAGCAUACACCCAUUCUUUCGUGCGGAAAAUACAGACUACCGACGUUCUGGCUUUGACCGUGGUCAUAUGGCAGCUGCUGGCAAUCAUCGUCGUCAUCAAAAACAUUGUGAAGAUACAUUUUAUCUUUCGAAUAUGGCACCACAAGUUGGACAGGGUUUUAAUAGAGAUUCAUGGAAUCGCCUAGAGUCUUAUGUGCGGAAAUUAACUAAAACGUAUUCAAAUGUUUAUGUAUGCACGGGUCCACUAUAUUUACCACGAAAAGAAGAUGAUGGCAAUGUGUAUAUUAAAUAUCAAGUAAUAGGAAAUAAUAAUGUUGCCGUUCCGACACAUUUUUAUAAAGUUAUUGUUGGUGAAUCGGCAGACCAGAAACUUGAAAUGGAAGCAUAUGUUAUGCCAAACAAAGUGAUAAGCGAUGACACCCCACUACAAGUUUUUCAAGUGCCACCAGAGACUAUUGAACGCGCUGCUGGACUACUAUUUUUUGAUAAAAUUAAUCGCAAGCAACUUACAAAAAUUAAUGGCAAAAAAACGUGAAAUACAAUGUUAAAUUAUAGCUUAUUGAAGGAUGGAAAAAUUAUUAAAGUUAUUAUUUAAUAAUUAUCUGUGCAAUAUAGAGAUAAGACAAUGUUUUGUUAUAAACGUUAAAAUUUAAAUUUAAUAAUAUAAUUAUAUUGUUAAUUUAUUUUAUUUGUUAUUGCCAUUGAGUUUUCUGUUUUAUUUGUUACAGUGAACAACGUUCAAACAAGGUUU
Messenger RNA from Teleopsis dalmanni, 1267 nucleotides. Its product is annotated as endonuclease G, mitochondrial-like. The record is from RefSeq and is a predicted model, not a curated record. Gene Ontology annotation, molecular function: metal ion binding; RNA endonuclease activity; nucleic acid binding. Gene Ontology annotation, cellular component: mitochondrial inner membrane; nucleus. Gene Ontology annotation, biological process: apoptotic DNA fragmentation. NCBI's taxonomy places the organism in Eukaryota, Metazoa, Arthropoda, Insecta, Diptera, Diopsidae.